UCUCUGACAACAGCUGCUCGAAUUGCACCACCCCUGCAUGAAUGAUGAACCACGCCACGCUUGCAAUUCACAUUCCUAACGUUGCUUUUCCCCUAAAACGUGAAGGGGGGAAAAAAUGGUCUUCGAGGAUUUCAAAUUCUCUGAUUUGAACUACCAAUAAUCUCACCCAAACAAUGCUAUGCAUCCGUUUCUUUUGAAAAACAGCAAGUAUAGGAGUCUCUAUCUGCUUGCCUGGAGAAAUAAUGGGUAGCGACGGACAGCUUUUGGUGGUGUGCGGUGACAAAAGCAUAGGUUUGGGGUUAAAGAUUUUGGACAUGAGCACAGGAGAGGAUCUUCUGCACCUACCAAACUGUGCUUCACCUUCGAGUGGGUUGAUUUGCUUAAGGGGCCAGUUCAUUGCAGCGUCGCAAAUUAACAGACACGGAUCUGUUGGUGGUGGAGCCAUUGGCAUCUGGGCGUUGAACAAGCCUCAACAACCUCUUUGGAGCUACCCAUUGGAGGCCAUUGGACCGCUUUCUUGCACUAAGGACGGCACAUAUCUUGCUGGAGGAGCUUUCUCGGGGAAUGCUUACCUUUGGGAUGUGACUAGCGGAAAAUUGCUCAAGACUUGGAGGGCUCAUGCUAAAACUUUGAACCGCGUGUUAUUUUCUGAUGAUGAUUCUCUCCUAAUUUCUAGUUCUGAUGAUGGCAUGAUAUGUGUUUGGUCUUUAAUUAGUUUGUUAGAUGUGGAAGGAACUGGAAGCUCUCUUUCUUUAUUACAUAGCUGGUCAGCGCAUGAGUCCACCAUAACAGGUCUCUUAACCACAUCAGGCAAUUACUUUCCAGUUUUAGUAUCAAGUUCCCUCGAUGGAACUUGCAAGGUUUGGGACUUUAUCUCAGGACGUCUUGUGCAAUCUCUUGUUCAUCAUUUGGCAAUAACUUCCAUUUUUCUUUACCAAGGAGAGGGGAUUUUGUUUUAUGGAUCAGUAAAUGGACAUGUAAUUGGCAAAAAGCUUGAUGUAGGUGUGGAGGAAGAACCUUCCAGUAUUGCAUCAGACCAAUUACUUGAACUGAAAGGACACAGUGGAACUAUAACUGCCCUCACCUCAGGUCAAGCUGGCCUAAUAUCUGCCUCUGAAGACAACACAAUCUGCAUCUGGGAUGUCAUUAACUUGACAGUUAUUCAAAGGAUUGAUGUCGAAAAAGGGAAAAUAACUAAUCUGGUGGUUGUUCAGCGGUCUUCGAUGCUCUCUACAUCAAACCAUAGGAGAGCUUCCAAUCAGUAUACUGUCUCUUCUCUCGACAAGUAUCCUCAGCUGAUCAACUCAUCGAAGGAAAAGGGAACUACAACUCUCCAUUCCUUAGAAUGCCCCCAGCAAAUGUCUGAUGGGCAGAAAGUGAACAUGCCUGUAGACAUGGCCAUGCAAAUGAAGGUGGAAACAAGUAUGGAAAAUCGUGUCUGGGCAACGAAGAUGGCAAAGCAUGUGAUGGACAUAAAUAAAUACUUGCAGUCAUGUUUGUUAGACUUGAUGCAGCAAAGACUGUUUGAAAAGGACACCAAAAGAAUGGCUAAAAAGAAGACCAGGGUUCAGAGUUAGAGUCGGAAGCCUCAAGCUUGAUUCACCAUUGUAAGAUAAGGAUUUAAAAUUUGUAGUUUCUAUUGCAUUUAAACAUAGGACACACAAAAAUUGAACUUCCUUUUCCCUGCCGCCUUCCUUGCUUCUCAUAUAAGAUUAUUAGACCU
Prosopis cineraria is the source of this 1723-nucleotide messenger RNA. RefSeq names its product protein ROOT INITIATION DEFECTIVE 3-like. The coding region runs from base 243 to 1577 and encodes 444 amino acids. The transcript has 8 exons. Gene Ontology annotation, molecular function: protein binding. Lineage: Eukaryota; Viridiplantae; Streptophyta; Magnoliopsida; Fabales; Fabaceae. Gene Ontology annotation, cellular component: nuclear pre-replicative complex. The record is from RefSeq and is a predicted model, not a curated record. Gene Ontology annotation, biological process: DNA-templated DNA replication; rRNA processing.